This is a messenger RNA of Hevea brasiliensis (rubber tree), 584 nucleotides long. RefSeq lists its product as uncharacterized. The transcript has a single exon. The coding region runs from base 147 to 584 and encodes 145 amino acids. NCBI's taxonomy places the organism in Eukaryota, Viridiplantae, Streptophyta, Magnoliopsida, Malpighiales, Euphorbiaceae. The record is from RefSeq and is a predicted model, not a curated record.
AAACAAGAGAUACCUUAUCCAUUCUUUCCUAAUAAGGGUAGGAAAACCAAGAACACCUAUAUAUAAACCCCAUAAGCAGCAACAAAAUGCGUCAAUCAUCUGUUCUCUCUCUCUCAAUACUCGGUGGGUUUUAGUGAGCUUCCAAGAUGUCUGUCAGGGGAAGAAUUGAUGUCAACUUAAAUUCUACAAGCAUGUUGUUCAAUCCCAUGCAGCUACCUUUCUUGGGGUUUCAUGAGGUGGCAGAGGUGGGAAUUGCCCUUGAAGACUUAAAUGAUGAAGACUUGAUUGAUGAAGAUCCCAUUGAUCUGAUGAUGAUACUGGACCAAAUACUCCAAGAAGUGGUUCCAAGAGGUGCAUCGAUGUCCGCACUAAACAAGUUAAAGGAGCGGACGUUUUUUGAGAAGAAGGGCGAUGAUGGUGAUGAAUUAUCAGGCGAUUGUGUGAUUUGUUUGGAGGGAUUAUCUGGUAGUCAGGUCGCGCUCACAAAGAUGAAAUGCAAUCAUAUAUUUCAUGAAGAGUGCAUCACUCGUUGGUUGAAGGUUCAGAAUUCAUGCCCAACAUGUCGACGGGAACUUGAGGAUUGA